UUCAGUCUAAGGGCUGGGGCUGAGGGAGAGAGGAGCAGGAGGGCCCAGUUAGGCUCUAAAGAAAAAACAGUACCGUUUUGCACUUAUGGCGUUGAUGUAGUAACUGAAAUUACAACAACAACUGUGUCCUUUUUCUGUUUUCGUGGAAGGAAAAGGACCUACAUUUUGUACUGAAAAGUCGCCCGUUUUUUUUUCUUUAGGAGCUUUGAGUAGCUGAGUGAGUGACAAUGGAGAUGAAAAGAUGGUCCACAAGGUGGAAAACGAAAAGGUGGCUGUGGGACCCCACUCUAACCACCAUCGUCACUAUCACUUUCCUUCUGCAAGCCGUCAAUGUUAAAGCAGCUGACCCAGUGGAUGUACUCAAGGCUCUGGACUUCCACAGCUCUCCGGAUGGCGUCCGUAAAGUCACGGGCUUCUGCACUCACCGUAGAGGAUCUAAACCUGACAUAGCCUUCCGCGUAGGAAAACAGGCGCAGAUCAGCGCUCCCAGCAUGCAACUCUUUCCAGGAGGAGCGUUCCCAGAGGACUUCUCAGUGAUGUUCACCAUCAAGCCCAAGGCAGGCAGACAGUCCUUCCUGCUGUCUGUGUAUAAUGAGCAGGGGGUCCAGCAGCUGGGUGUGGAGGUGGGACGCUCCCCUGUCUUCCUGUACGAAGACCAACAUGGGAAACCUUCCCCAGAGGAUUACCCACUGUUCAGAUCCAUCAACCUCGCUGACGGCAAAUGGCAUCGCGUGGCCAUCAGUGUGGAGAAGAAGAGUGUGACCAUCAUUGUGGAUUGUAAGAAGAAGCUGAGCAGGCCACUGAAGAGGAGCGACGGGGCAGCCAUCAACACUGACGGCAUCACCGUGUUCGGAACCAGGAUUCUGGACGAAGAGGUCUUUGAGGGUGACAUCCAGCAGCUGCUGAUUGUGGCCGACCCGCGGGCAGCGUAUGACUACUGUGAACACUACAGCCCCGACUGUGAAACGCCUCACCAGGAGCAGCCACAGGCACAGGAACCAGAGGAUGAGUACAAUUCAUACGACCUAGAGUACAGUGAGGUCUAUGACUACAGUGAAGGAGGAGUGGCCACUGAAUCUGCCCCAACCGAAGGAGCACCUGCACCUGAGGCAGAUGCUGUGGUUGCAGAUGCUGUGGAUGGAGAUGCUGUGGAUGGAGAUGCUGUGGAUGGAGAAUACACAGGCUAUGACUAUGGCACGGUGGACAUCGCUCAACCGGCUGAGAACCCUACAGACUCAACCGCUCCAAUGAACUAUGACGAGGAAAUAGUUGAUGAUUACAUCACAGGCGUGGAGAAGGUUGGCGCCGACCCUACGGCUGCCGCAGAAACCGGCUCAGACACCAAAGGUCCCGACCCCGGCGAGAACUCGUACGAUUUUAAGGAGUAUGAUCUGAAGGAAUAUGGUGACACUAAGGAGAUCGAUAUGAAACAGACGUACGAGUAUGGGGAUUAUGGAGACUAUGGCACUGGCGAGGCCAGACCCACCGCCUCUGUCUCGGCCUAUGAGGAUGAGUUUGGGCCGGGCAUACCCGCUGAGACCGAGACAGAGUCUAGUAUGGGAGGAGGAGGAUAUGGUGGUGAGAAGGGAGAGAAAGGAGAACCCGCCAUCGUUGAACCUGGGAUGCUGAUUGAAGGACCCCAAGGAGCCCCCGGCCAAGCUGGCCUCCCCGGCUCCCCAGGCUCACAGGGUUCCCCUGGCCCACACGGAGAUCACGGUGACAGGGGUCCUCCAGGACGGGCUGGUAUUCCUGGUUCGGAUGGAGUUCCUGGUCCUCCAGGUACCAUCCUGAUGCUGCCAUUCCGUGCUGGUGGAGAGGCACAUAAGGGACCAGUGGUCUCAGCUCAGGAGGCCCAAGCCCAGGCGAUCCUUUCCCAAGCCAGGCUCACCAUGAGGGGUACCCCUGGGCCAAUGGGAAUGUCAGGAAGAUCUGGGCCUGCGGGUGGACCAGGAGCUAACGGACUGAAGGGAGAUGGAGGAGACAACGGACCUCAGGGUCCCAGAGGUCUGCAGGGUCCAACUGGCCCACCUGGGAAGGCAGGAAAGAGGGGCCGUAAUGGAGCUGAUGGUUCCAGGGGUAUGCCAGGAGAGUCGGGGGGUAAGGGGGACCGAGGAUUCGACGGGUUACCAGGUCUCCCCGGAGAGAAGGGACACAGGGGUGAGCUGGGUUCCAUCGGCUCUCCAGGUGCUCCAGGAGAGGAUGGGCAGAGAGGCGAGGACGGUGAGAUCGGACAACGUGGUCUGGCAGGAGAGAGCGGACCUAGAGGUCUGCUUGGCCCUAGGGGAUCACCAGGGACUGGUGGACAACGUGGUCUCGCUGGACUGGAUGGCCAAGCUGGUCCCAAAGGAAACCAGGGCACACAAGGAGAGUCGGGGCCUGCCGGACAGCAGGGGAUCCCUGGAUCACAAGGUCUUGUUGGUCCUCAAGGCCCGAUCGGACAGCCUGGUGACAAAGGACCGUCAGGUCGUCAGGGAUUGGCUGGUCUGGCUGGUGCCGACGGUCCUCCCGGUCACCCAGGGAAGGAGGGUCCUCCGGGAAUGAAAGGAGGCGUCGGUCAUCCUGGUCCUCUGGGUUCUCUUGGCUACCCUGGCCCUCGCGGUGUCAAGGGUGCUGAGGGCAUCAGAGGUCUUAAAGGCGGUGGAGGAGAAAAGGGAGAGGAUGGUUUUCCAGGUUUCAAGGGUGACAUGGGCAUCAAGGGAGACAAGGGAGAGCUCGGUGUCCUAGGAACCAGAGGUGAAGACGGACCUGAAGGCCCCAAAGGUCGUUCUGGCCCCAACGGAGAGGUUGGCCCCAUCGGGUCGGCUGGAGAGAAGGGUAAACUUGGUGUCCCCGGGUUGCCCGGUUACCCAGGAAGACAAGGACCUAAGGGCUCCAGUGGCUUCCCUGGAUUCCUUGGCUCCAACGGAGAGAAAGGAGGAAGGGGUAUCGCUGGUAAAUCUGGACCCAGAGGACAACGUGGCCCAACGGGUCCCCGUGGUGGAAGAGGUGCCAGAGGACCAACUGGAAAACCAGGUGCUAAGGGAACAUCAGGCAACGACGGACCUCCCGGUGGACCAGGAGAGAGAGGACCUCAAGGACCCCAGGGGCCAGUCGGCUUCCCAGGACCUAAGGGCCCAAACGGGCCCCCUGGUAAAGACGGAAUGCCUGGUCACCCUGGGCAGAGAGGAGAGACAGGUUUCCAGGGAAAGACUGGCCCACCUGGGCCUGGAGGGGUUGUAGGACCUCAGGGACCAACGGGAGAGACCGGCGGCAUCGGAGAGAGAGGACACCCUGGUUCCCCUGGACCCCCCGGAGAGCAAGGUUUACCUGGAGCUGCUGGGAAAGAAGGAGGAAAGGGUGACCCAGGUCCAAUGGGUACGUCUGGGAAGGUUGGCCCAGCCGGGCUCAGGGGCUUCGCUGGACAGAGAGGUCUUCCUGGGGCUAAUGGUCCAGCUGGUUUGAAGGGAGGCGAAGGACCACAGGGUGCCCAAGGCCCCAUCGGUUCUCCUGGAGAACGAGGUGCUGCCGGUCCUGGAGGUCCCAUCGGUCUAUCAGGACGCACUGGACCCCAGGGAGGCCCGGGUCCAGCCGGAGAGAAGGGGGGCCCGGGAGAGAAAGGUCCCAUGGGACCAGCUGGUCGUGACGGUAUCCAAGGUCCAGUUGGUCUUCCUGGCCCUGCAGGCCCCCAGGGGCCCCCUGGAGAGGACGGAGACAAGGGAGAGGUUGGUGAGCCUGGCCAGAAGGGAAGCAAAGCAGACAAGGGUGAACAGGGACCUCCUGGUCCAGGAGGUCUUCAAGGUGUCAUCGGAGCUCCUGGUCCUGCUGGUACUGAUGGUGAGUCAGGACCCAGGGGUCAGCAGGGUAUGUUUGGCCAGAAGGGAGACGAAGGAUCCAGAGGAUUCCCUGGGCUACCUGGGCCCAUUGGACUGCAGGGCCUGCCUGGUACAUCAGGAGAGAAGGGAGAGAACGGGGACGUCGGCCCCAAGGGUCCGCCUGGUCCUCCAGGUCCCAGAGGUCCCCAGGGUUCUAGCGGAGCUGAUGGUGCCCAAGGCCCUCCUGGUGGAGUGGGUUCUAUGGGAGGUAAUGGAGAAAAGGGAGAGAGCGGUGAAGCUGGCAACCCGGGACCAUCUGGAGAGCCCGGUGGUGGAGGCCCCAGAGGAGAGACAGGGGAGAAGGGAGAGUCAGGACCACCUGGAGCUGCUGGACCUGCAGGGGCCCGCGGACCCGGAGGAGACGACGGCCCCAAAGGCAACCCUGGUCCCGUAGGCUUCCCUGGAGACCCUGGUCCCCCUGGAGAGCCUGGAGUUGGUGGAUUGGAUGGCUUGGCUGGAGACAAGGGAGAUGACGGCGAGGCCGGUCAGCCUGGUCCAUCUGGACCUUCUGGAGAAGCCGGGCCUCCAGGACCCCCCGGCAAGAGGGGACCCAUUGGACCAGCCGGUACUGAGGGGAGACAAGGAGAGAAGGGAUCUAAGGGUGAGGCUGGAGCCGAGGGGCCUGAUGGUCAGACUGGACCUGUCGGACCCCAGGGGCCCUCUGGUAAACCCGGACCCGAUGGCCUGCGUGGAAUCCCCGGCCCUGUUGGUGAACAAGGACUUCCGGGUGCCUCUGGAAUGGACGGACCCCCUGGACCUCUGGGACCCCCUGGUCUCGCUGGUCUGAAAGGAACUCCUGGGGGCAAAGGAGAAAAGGGUCACCCAGGUCUGAUUGGUCUGAUUGGGCCGCCUGGUGAGUUCGGAGAGAAGGGAGACAGAGGCCUGCCUGGACCCCAGGGAACUGGUGGAGGCAAAGGAGACACUGGUGUUGGUGGUCCUGCCGGUCCCCUUGGUCCUCCCGGACCUCCUGGUAUUCCUGGACCUGUGGGCUCUAAGGGGUCCAAGGGAUCGUCAGGUGGAGCUGGCCAGAAAGGAGACACUGGUGUGAUUGGACCACCCGGAGCUCCUGGUCCUCCUGGGGACAUCAUCCAGCCGCUGCCCAUCCAGCAGGCGAGCAGGAAGAACAGACGCCAGGCGGAGGACGACGGCGUGCAGGGUGACGAGGCGGGAGGCAUGGCGGACUACGGCAUGGAGACCACAGCGGACGUGGAGGACGUAUUCGGGUCCCUGAAUAACUUGAAGCAGGACAUCGAGAGGAUGAAGUUCCCCAUGGGAACACAGGACAACCCUGCCAGGACCUGUAACGACCUGCACCUCAGCCAGCCUGACUUCCCUAACGGUGAAUACUGGAUCGAUCCUAACCAGGGCUGUACUGGAGACUCCUUCAAGGUCUACUGUAACUUCACCGCUGGAGGAGAGACCUGUAUCUACCCUGACAAGAAGUCCGCAGGCGUCAGAAUAUCUAACUGGCCAAAAGAGGCUCCAGGAUCAUGGUUCAGUGAAUUCAAACGUGGAAAAAUAUUGAACUAUGUGGACAUGGAGGAGAACACCAUCCAGACAGUCCAGAUGACCUUCCUGAAGCUGCUCAGCUCAUCAGCCCGUCAGAAUUUCACCUACAUCUGCCACCAGUCGGUAGCCUGGUACGAUGCCAAGGCAGACGGCUACGACAAGGCUCUACGCUUCCUGGGCUCCAACGACGAGGAGAUGUCCUAUGAUAACAACCCCUUCAUCAAGGCCCUGUCGGACGGAUGCUCGCUGAAGUCGGGCUACUCCAAGACGGUGAUGGAGAUCAACACUCCUCGCGUCGACCAAGUGCCCAUCAUCGACGUCAUGUUUAAUGACUUUGGCGACCCCAGCCAGCGGUUCGGGUUCGAGGUGGGCCCCGUCUGCUUCAUGGGCUAGGACCUGACCAUCCCCUGAACCCCCCUCUGCCCUACCCCCUACAGAACAACAGGCCCCCCCUCUGCCCUACCCCCUAUAGAACAACACCCCCCCCUCCUCUUCCCUACCCCCUAUAGCACAACAUGCCCCCCUCCUCUUCCCUACCCCCUAUAGCACAACAUGCCCCCCCUCCUCUUCCCUACCCCCAAUAGCACAACAUGCCCCCCUCCUCUCCCCUACCCCCUAUAGCACAACAUGACCCCCCUCUGCCCUGUCAUAGAAGCAUUGUCCCAGGGGAAUACUCCUCGCCCUUGUAGGGCCAAUCACA
Molecule: messenger RNA, 6060 nt
Organism: Oncorhynchus kisutch (coho salmon)
Lineage: Eukaryota; Metazoa; Chordata; Actinopteri; Salmoniformes; Salmonidae
Product: collagen alpha-1(XI) chain-like
Biological process (GO): extracellular matrix organization
Molecular function (GO): extracellular matrix structural constituent conferring tensile strength
Source: RefSeq, a predicted model, not a curated record